Molecule: messenger RNA, 4377 nt
Organism: Manduca sexta (tobacco hornworm)
Lineage: Eukaryota; Metazoa; Arthropoda; Insecta; Lepidoptera; Sphingidae
Gene: MFS9
Product: sialin
Exons: 11
Coding region: 315-1838 (507 amino acids)
Biological process (GO): monoatomic anion transport; transmembrane transport
Cellular component (GO): plasma membrane
Molecular function (GO): transmembrane transporter activity
Source: RefSeq, a predicted model, not a curated record
UCGUACCGUUCAUAACAAUGCACACAUAUUUAAUAACAAGUGGGGGGUGCGAGAGACCGCGCGAGUGGGCGAUCUAAUUCGUAUGGUGAGUGAGCCGACUGCCGAGUCGAGUCAGUUCGCACAGAAAAGUGAGAGGCGCGGGCGUCGUGCAUCGACUUGCCGGCCUCGAAAACUUUACCUUUGAACUCAUUUGCAUACCAUUUUAAACCUUAUCACCUCGCAGUAGAGUAUCAUUUAGGCGUGUAGUGAUUUUUUAUGGUGUGUCGAAACAACCGCAGCCAGUGACCCCAUUGUGAACACCAGUGUAGUGCAAAAUGAAUGAAGAAAAUUCAGUUGCCGAGGAUAUGAAGCGGCAAGCGGCAAUGUUUUACAACACAACGCAGAGGGAGCCAUCCAAAGACCAUCAGAUGACAUGGCGUUUCUGGCAGCGGCGGCGGCUCGUGGUGGCACUCCUCGCCUUCUUCGGGUUUUUCAACGUAUACGCGCUCCGAGUGAACCUGUCGGUUGCAGUGGUCGCCAUGACGGAGCCUAUGGAGACUAAACUGGACAACGGCACUGUUGUAUUUAUCCCGGAGUUCGACUGGAGUUCGCAGACCAAAGGGUUGGUGCUGAGCUCAUUCUUCUACGGUUACCUGGUGACGCAGCUCCCGGGCGGCUGGCUUGCUGCUAAAAUAGGAGGUAACAGGGUGUUCGCGAUCGGAAUAGGAGCGACGUCCUUGCUGACGCUGUUUACGCCGCCGCUCGCGCACACAAGCACUGCGCUACUGAUCGCGGUUAGAGUCAUCGAGGGACUGUUUGAGGGCGUGACGUACCCGUGCAUCCACGCGGUGUGGUCGCGCUGGGCGCCGGCGCCGGAGCGCGCGCGGCUGGCCACGUUCGCGUUCAGCGGGAGCUACGCGGGCACGGUGGUGUCGAUGCCUAUCUGCUCGCUGCUCGCGCACUACACGGGCUGGCCGGGGAUAUUCUACGUCUUUGGGAUUAUGGGUUUAGUGUGGACGACGAUAUGGUGGAUAGUCGUGAAGGAAUCCCCGGAGAAAGAUCCGCAUAUCACGCCCGCAGAACUCAAAUAUAUACAGGACUCGCGCGGCACUCAAGCGGUGGAGGGGUCCAAGAUCCGUCACCCGUGGUGGGCGAUGCUCACCUCGGGCCCCGUGUGGGCCAUCGUGAUGGCGCACUUCAGCGAGAACUGGGGCUUCUACACGCUGCUUACGUUCUUGCCUACCUUCAUGAAAGACGUGUACAAGUUCGAGACGUCGCAGACGGGCUGGCUGUCGGCGGUGCCGUACCUGGCGAUGGCGGUGGUGCUGCAGGUGGCGGGGCACGCGGCGGACUGGCUGCUGCAGCGCGGCCUGCUCUCGCGCACCAACAUACGCAAACUGUUCAACUGCGGAGCCUUCCUGUCACAGACAAUAUUCAUGGUGGCUGCGGCGUAUUCAUCCACAGUGGUGGGGUGCGUGGUGUUCCUCACCAUCGCUGUCGGCCUCGGCGGAUUCGCCUGGUCUGGAUUUAGUGUAAAUCAUUUGGACAUCGCACCACCGCACGCCAGCGUCCUCAUGGGUCUUUCAAAUACAAUUGCUACGUUACCUGGAAUUAUCAGUCCACCAUUAGCAGGCUCCAUUGUCACUAAUCAGUCAGCGGAGCAGUGGCGAACUGUUUUCUUCAUAUCCAGCGCCAUCUAUCUGAUAGGCGCGGUGGUUUACUACUUCUUCUGCUCGGCGGAGAAACAGCCGUGGGUGGUGGACGUCGACUCGGACGCGUCGUUCGACACAGAUGGCGCCUCUGUCACCACCGCUCGCGGUUACGAUAAUAAAGCACUCGAUCACAACUCAGAAAUGUAGGUGUAUAUGUACCGUACCGUACCGAACUAGACCGUAUUAAUUAACCAACCUCACUCUUGAGUAAGAUCUUAAGUAAACAUUUUAUUAAUAAAACUUGAGCUGGCGUUUUGUCAGCAGAGCCGGCGCUAUUUAAUAAACAAAGAUCAGUUGUCGAAUGCAUUUGCUGUGACUUAAGAUAUAUUUGAAAUGUUGGUAUCAUUUAAUUAAAUAGCGACGCUCUUGAGAUGCUGAGUGACGGCGUAUCACCUAAUAUCACACUUCAGAGCGAAUCUGAGUUGUAUAAAUUAAUACGGUCAGCAGACAAAGAGAACGGACUAUGUGCUAUUCAUGUUGGUAAUGAGGUAUCUACAUGUAAUAUAGAGAAUGGGUACCUAUACAACUAUCAAGUGAAUGUUCAAGCGUCAAGCCUUUUAAUUUUCGGGGGUAGGCAGAGGUCUAUCACAUCUCAAUUUCGCUGGCUAUGUUAGGUCCUAUGCAAUGUAAAAAAAAAAUUAUGGUCUCACAUUCAUUUUGCGUAAUUCUAGUGGUAAAUAUUAUAAAGGUACUCUGCCCUUUACUGCCGUACUCUGUCUAUGUAUACACCUAACAGUGUUCAUAACUGGAUACUACACCCCACAUUAGGUAGAUUAAAAAAUUUAAACACGAUGAACUCUGCAGACUGUUGAUUCAAAAAGGUAGCGAAGGAAUAUAGCCAAAAUGAUUAAUGCAAAUCAUUAUUUAGACAAUGCAUUGCAUGCAUACAAAAUCUAAUGUGAUGUCAGAAUGUUUAUUGAUACAUUAAAACUAAUUACAUACAAAAUAAUAUUAUGUAAUCUAAAAUAAAAUAGGUAAAAUAUGUAACAUCACCUAUUUUGCGAAAAUGUAGAGUUCGUAUACAAAAUGUUCAAUCAACAAUUAUGAUAGUAUUGUAUAUUGUGUGAUAAAAGUAAAAUGUAUAAAGGAAUUAAAAUAUCACUUUAGAAUAUAAGAUAUCUGACUGUUAUGUAAUUCUUGACUAUAACUUUAUUACUAUUUGUAUAUAACUCGAAUGCAGCUAAACAUUUUUCGUCGUAUCAAAGACAAUUGCAAUUUAAAUCGAUGUCACAAUCGAUUACGCAACAUAUUAAUACAAUCGAUUUUGAUCGUUCCAACCAUUUUAAUUAUUUCAAAUUUAAGGACAGCUAAUGAUUGGCUUACGGAAGAUAGAAGAAUAUUUUGACCUGAAAAUAAUUGUACGAAUCAUUCCCUAAACUACGUACGAUAUUAUUAAAUUACGAAAUUAUUCAUUUUAAAUAUUUUAUUGUCAUUUUUUAUAAUGUCAAACAUAAUGUAUAGAAAGAUUUUUGGACUAAUCUAAUGCAUAUGAACGUAAUGUUAGAUUAGUGUGACUGAAUAAAAAGUUGGGAGACAUCCCAGAAGUAAUAUUUGGUGCCAGACUAUUGCACAAAUUAUUUUCAUUUAAAUUCAAAUGAGUUUACAUUACAUACUACAAUUACUUUCAAAGAAGAGCUGUACAAAUUUGCAAUUCCACAUACGACAUUGUAAAAAUGUAUAUUUUUUUUUAAUAAUAUUUUUGAUAUACUAUUUUCUGGCAUUUCAUGUUGAUUAUCAAAAUUAUAUUUAACUUAUGUACUUUUUAAUAUUUAUCAAAAUUAUAUUAGAAUUUAUGUAAUUAUACGUUUCUUUCGACAUUUCUUUUUCGCGCUUAGUAAUAUUUGUAGUUUAGUUAUAACGGUAUGUCGUGUAAGGUAUAACCAGCUGCCAUUUUCAAUAAAUGUUCCCGAUAUCUUUUUCCGAUCUAUCGCAAGAAUAGACCGAUCAGAACAAAGUUUCUAUACAUGCUUACAAAUGACUUAUUUUUAUUGGUUUGUUCUUGAAUUCGGAUUAAAGAUUGAGAUUAGGAUCGUUUAUUAAAAACGGCCUAUAGUUAGAAAGGAAGAAAGAAAAGAAGGAGUUGACAAAGUUUUGAUAGUAAAUUGUAAUUAGUAUUUUUUUUAUUGUACAACAUUACAAAUCAAACAUCUAACAUUGCAAGGAAAUUCUCAUAUUCCAUGCUACGUGAUGAUUUAUGUUACCGAAUAUAAUCACAAGAUCUGCUUAUAUUAUGUGUAUUAGUUACAAUGUGAUAUUUUAGAUUUAAGGCCAUUUUCAAUGAUAAGUAAUCCCCAAGUUUUCUGGUCGCGUUGGAGGUUACGAACAGGGUGACAGUAGUGACAGGUUGUUAGAGAAAACAGGGUGACAUAUUAUUAGUUCCAUAUGGUUGACAAUGCGUAGACCAUAAAGAUUAUAAGUGGUAAAGCAACUCUAACGCGCCUAAGAAAUUUGGAGAUAGUUAUUCUUAAAUCAUUUUUCCUUUAUAUCAGUUCCUUGCUAACAGGGAUGUAUUAAAGUAAGAUUAAAUGCAAUCAUCAAAUUAAUGAAGUAAAUUGUCGUGAGAUUUCUAUGCGCACGCGACUAUCAAACAUAUUAAUUGUCAAGGUUUUAGUUUUAGCUCAUUGUAAAUGAACUUGCUUGUAAUGUAUGUAUACGAGAUGAUCAAAUAAAAUAGAUUGUAAAUAUA